AUGCCCAAGGUCGGAAGCAUCCCGCGCUCCGCCACGGUGGCGUGGUCGUCCUCCAACGAGCACUCUGGCUUGCUGGCGGCGGGCACCGUCGCGGGCGCCAUAUCGGACACGUUUGACUCCACUUCGCACCUCGAUGUCUUCUCGCUCGACCUGCAGGGCGGCGCCGAGCUGCCGCUGGUCGGCUCGCUCGCGUGCAACGACCGCUUCAGCCGGCUGACGUGGGGCACCAAGGGCGUGGCGGACGGCUCGCUGCCGUACGGGCUGCUGGCGGCCGGCACGGCCAACGGCAGCGUGCAGAUC
Messenger RNA from Emiliania huxleyi CCMP1516, 300 nucleotides. RefSeq lists its product as hypothetical. Gene Ontology annotation, biological process: endoplasmic reticulum to Golgi vesicle-mediated transport; intracellular protein transport; endoplasmic reticulum organization. Gene Ontology annotation, cellular component: COPII vesicle coat; endoplasmic reticulum exit site. The record is from RefSeq and is a predicted model, not a curated record. The transcript is spliced from 2 exons. NCBI's taxonomy places the organism in Eukaryota, Haptophyta, Isochrysidales, Noelaerhabdaceae. Gene Ontology annotation, molecular function: protein binding; structural molecule activity. The annotation marks the transcript as partial.